Molecule: messenger RNA, 701 nt
Organism: Vigna umbellata (rice bean)
Lineage: Eukaryota; Viridiplantae; Streptophyta; Magnoliopsida; Fabales; Fabaceae
Product: non-specific lipid-transfer protein 1-like
Biological process (GO): lipid transport
Molecular function (GO): lipid binding
Source: RefSeq, a predicted model, not a curated record
CGCAACUUUACUUACAAAGCACUAAGCAAGAGACUCACCAAAACCAAACAUAUAUUGUGACUUUCCUUCUCAUUUGUUCCUCUGAUCUGUGGCGAUGGCUAGCCUGAAGGUUGCAUGCAUGGUUGCGGUGGUUUUCAUGGUCGUGGUGAGUGCACAUAUGGCACAUGCUAUCACGUGCAAUCAAGUGGCCAGUUAUGUGGCUCCCUGCUUCAGCUACCUCACAAAAGGCGGAAAUCCGUCGGUGGGGUGUUGCAGCGGAGUGAAGAACCUGAACUCCCAGGCGAAGACCACCGCUGACCGCAAGACCACGUGCAACUGUCUGAAACAGCUUUCCGGUUCAGCGUCGGGUAUCAACCCGGGCAACGCCGCUUCACUCCCAGGCAAAUGUAAAGUCAAUGUCCCCUACAAGAUCAGCACCUCCACCAACUGCAAUACCAUCAAGUAAAAGAUAGAUAUGGUAAAAGGAAGAGAUGGCAAGGAGGGGAAUUUUUCAGUGGCAGAAUAUAUAAUAGUAACGUAGACAUAGGUAAUGAAAAAUAAAGGGAGGUCGACGAGGGCUCCACUUGUGCGAGUCUCUCUUGGUGUCGGUGUGUCCCUUAGUUGUUUCCGACGUUGUUCCACUUUUAUGUCUUCUGAAAUUUGUCUCCGUUGGUUGUUUCAUGUAAUAAUGAUAUAUAUUAUAGCACUGUAAUUCCUUCCUA